Messenger RNA from Cetraspora pellucida, 132 nucleotides. NCBI's taxonomy places the organism in Eukaryota, Fungi, Glomeromycota, Glomeromycetes, Diversisporales, Gigasporaceae. The record is from the annotation of a GenBank genome assembly.
AAAGCUUAUGAAGCAAAGACAUAUAAGUAUAAUAUUGAUGCUAAUAAUUCUAAAGCAAAAAAUUCUGAUAACUUUUCUUAUAAUAAGGCAGUUGAAAAUAACAAUGCUGCAAGUAUUGUAAAAAGACUUUGA